GGUUGUAGUUAGCAGAGGGUUGCCAGGGUUGAGUCUUUCAUGCUCUCCAUUUUUCUUCUGCCCGUUCUUGCUGUGUAUCCCUUGAAAGAAGACAAAACAAUUAUUACACUUCAGAAAAAGAUGGAGAGAGAAGAUAGAACGAUAAGAGAAGACAGUCUUGAAGGUGGGACAGAACUGGUGGAUGUCUUUAGGAUACUCUCAGAUUUACCAAAGGAGAGACUGCAUAGCCUGACAUUAAAGUUGGGCAGCAGCCCAGCUGAGAAGCUCACACAUGCCAUGUCCCUUAUUAGUCUUAGGAGAGGGACAGAGGCCCUGGAUAAGCUCCAGACCCUAGAAGGAAAUGGCAUUGCUAAAUAUCUAUCUGAAAGGGUAAACAUUUGUGGAGUGACGUUAAAUAACUUCAGAGUGGACAGAACAGCAAUGGCAGAAGACAACUUAAUAUAUCUGGCCAGGAUUUUCAAGUUGUUGGCUGAGGAGAGGUUGUGCGAAACAUUUCUAAGAGAUUGUGCAUAUAAGAGAGCCCUUAAAGCUUGCAGGCACACGGAAGGUACUUAUAAGGAAGGUCAAAAGUACACACACUUGGAUCAGCUGAAAAAAGAAGCAAAAAAGGUCUGUGGUCCUCGGAUUGAAGAUGUCAUUCAGGAUACAUUUUCCUUCAAGAACUUACCAUCAGGAGAGUACUGUUCUUCAUUACAUGAAUCAAAUACAGCUUUGAAAACUCAAACUUCUGGAAAUCAUCCACUGAGCAACCAAAGUCUGCCUUCUUCUCUACAGACGUACAUCUCCCAAGGUCUCCCCACUCAUUUAGAGAUCAGUGUAUCUGAAGAUAAAAUAUUUUCCAAGCUCCCACCUAACCAGAUGGAAUCACCUGCUGCACAUUGUUUUGAUAAUACAGAAAAAGAUGUAUUACAAUACUACAGUAAAUCUCAGAUGACAAAUGGACCUCCACCUAUUAACAAAGUUAAUACAUCCAUCUCACCUCACAUUCCCUCUUCUUCAGCUCAGAAUUGUUCCCCCUCCAUGAAAACUGAGACCAAUCCGAACACUUUUCCAAAAUGUAAAACAAAUGUGGAGGAAGAAGAGUCAGUCUUUUACUCGUUUGUGAUCCUGCAUGCUGAAGAGGAUAUAGAUUUGGCUGAAAGGAUGAAAGAAAAAUUAGAGGCUCUGAACAUUGCUUUAGGAGCAACUUUCUCCCAGGACUUUGCAAUCCCUGGCAGGAGCACUCUUACGUGCAUAGAAGAAGCCAUUGACAACUCAGCCUUCACUCUUCUGCUACUUACGAGUAACUUCAACACCCGUCUUCUGGAAAUUGAAACUAAUUCAGCUCUAAUGAACUCUAUUAACAACCGACAUAAGUACAACACUGUCAUCCCUCUGCACCCAAAAGAAAAUUGUAUGCUCAAAGAAAGAAUGCCAAAACUUCUGCAGAUUUUGGUUCCAUUAAAAGAGAAUGAGAUGUUUGAGAAAAAAGCAAAAAAAGCCAUCAACCCAGCAAAGAUUGAAGACCAGAGGCAGGUGUGGAGGAAAGAGCAAAGGGUGAAGGAACAAAGGAGAAGAAAGGAGAGAGCGCGUGAAGAUAUCAAGCUACAAAUGGAUUUAAUCUGUGAAAGCAAGGAGGCUGAUAAGCUACAGCAGGAAUGGAAGCCUAAUUUGCCACUGGGUGAACUCAACAUCCAACAUCCCUUGACGUCCCCUAGACCUAAUAUUCAUAUUGAGAAUGCUAGUUACAUAAUAAUUGGUAAUGAUUCCAAAAUGACGGUGGGUUUAGAUAGGAAUAGCUUUGGGGACAAUGAUUAGUUAACAUGUUAGUACAGUUACGUUUAUAUGAGAGAAAAGGGAACUUUAAUUGUUUUCUGAAUAUAAUGUUGAGUGUACAAAUGUGUUUAGUCCAUGUGAGGUUGGCAUGUAAUCUACAGGUGUAACAAUUAUGUCCAUUCGCUUUAGUCAUUCUGCAACUAUUUUGCUUUCAGGGGAGUUUCAACUGAAUUCAUUGAAAUGCAAAACAAAAUAGGUAUAUAAUGCAGGCUUAAGCAGCAUAUCAUGACACAUUUUGGUUCUGCAGUUUACCACUUUGAGUUUAGCAGGAUAUUAAAACUAUUUCAGUCAAGACAGUCUUCUCACUCACGUAUUGAUUAGCAUUUAUUGAUAACCAUAGACAUGGAAAUAGGUUUGACUUGGGCGGAGUGGGUGUGUCUCGGGGAAGCCCUCUAGCAUUUGCAAGCACAUACAUAGGGAGCAAUAUGAGUAAUAAUCUCCCUGAUGGAUAGAAACCACAGCACCACAGAUCAUACAACAUGGAUGAGUGUGUGCGUAUCCGUGAGGCCUUUUAAUUACACUUUAUCGGACGUAACCCAAUGGGCUUGAGCGGGCAAACACAGGUGCCGUUAAUAAGCGGAUGACGCUCGCUGCCCAAGUGCCAUGCCUGAACUAGGCUUCGCUCAUGAGGUUAAGGUUAAAUUGUAAACAGCUAUAUUUUCAUACAUUUGUUCCAAACUGCAACCUGGCAUUUAUGUUCUUCUGAACUACUAGUGGUGUGUUGCCUCUUAUGUAGACUUCAGCACUUCCCUCCCUGGACAGACACGCACAUUUUGAUUCCUCAUUUCGGUUCCUGACUUCAUUACAAAGGGUUGAGGGUUGAUUAGGCUACGAUCCCUUGGUGGUAUUUUUCUGUUAAUAAAAUUGCUAAUUUGCAACAGGUUUCUUCCGCACCGUCGCUUGUACUCCCCAAGUUGAGCCUUUCGCAUGGCUAGAGGCUGAUUGAUUGACUUUACAGCUCAAAUAAAGGCUAAAGCCAAAAGCUGUGUGUGGCACAAAAAAGGCAAGAUUUCUCAAACGAAUUAGUUGGAGAGCUCCGAAAUAUUUGUAGCGAAAUAUGGGCAAUAGAAAUGAAUGGAUGGAUGUUGAGGAUUUGAGUGUAGCUAUCUGGCAACUCCAGCUUUGACGUUCUAAGAUGACAGAAAACAACUGAGUCUUGUUGAACGUAGGAGUUAUUUAGCUGUGUGUAUGUUCCGAUAGUAAGUUAGCGAGCUAGCUGCAGAGCUGCAUCCGCAGUGUUCAUGUACAUUUGGUAGUUGAUAGCAGCACGGACACUACGCACAAAUGGGUCGGCCCGCAGGAAAACAUAACAAUUUCCCCAGAAAUAGAAAUUGUAGGUUAGGCUACCACUCACUUGUAUUUAUUUAUUUAUUUCCAUCUCAUAAUUUGACAUCAACUUUGGAUGCUUUUUGUAGUUAUAGUGUAUAGUACAGGAUAAGAUAAUUGGCCUACACAUUUUGUUGAAUAAAUACAAAAAUCAUGACAUUUUUUGUUUUUCACAGAAAUAUCAAUGGAUAUUCUCCUUUGCCUAUCUCCACAUCAGAAUAAGAUGUAACAUAAGAUCAUAUUCUUAUGUUUUUUCUCUCCAAAGAAUUCUUGGAAUCGGAACCAAGAUUUGAUAAGAACCGGAUUUUAAAACUAGAACCCGAAUCGGAAAUGGUCAAAUUGAAACAAUACCCAACCCUACUGGAGAGUGGAGUUUUUUGUGUCAAUGAUGGACCAAACUGAGAAUACUGCUGAGAAAUAUUGUCCUUAACUGAUAUUUUAUUUAUUUUUGCACGAAAGGCUUUCGUGAAUAUGAUUAUAAAUAGCAUAGACAUACAAAUAAUUAGCUAAAUGUACAUUCUAAUUAUUUACAUUAUAAUUAUGCAAUACAAUAACUUGAAAGAAGUUUGACAUGUUCUUCGGUUUAUACAACUUUACUUGUAAAUACAUAGAGAGCAUGCUGAGAAUCAAGAUUUGAUGAGAAAAGUUUGACAGAUAUGUAGAAAAUGAAUUGCUGUAAACACACUGCUCAGUCUAAGCUUAUGUUAAUACAAUUUAUAACUGCAGUGAUACAUGGUGAUAGGUGUUCCUGAUCAUUAAGAGUUUUUUUUAUGACAAAUUAUUAUAUAUAUAUAUUUUAUAUUCAAUAAAAUGAAUAAUAGCUUGUGAGCGUU
This is a messenger RNA of Osmerus eperlanus (European smelt), 3974 nucleotides long. RefSeq names its product TIR domain containing adaptor molecule 1 (gene ticam1). Gene Ontology annotation, biological process: response to exogenous dsRNA; positive regulation of natural killer cell activation; TRIF-dependent toll-like receptor signaling pathway. Gene Ontology annotation, molecular function: protein kinase binding. Lineage: Eukaryota; Metazoa; Chordata; Actinopteri; Osmeriformes; Osmeridae. Bases 40 to 1797 code for a protein of 585 amino acids. The record is from RefSeq and is a predicted model, not a curated record. The transcript is spliced from 2 exons.